Messenger RNA from Pistacia vera, 2452 nucleotides. RefSeq names its product GTP-binding protein At3g49725, chloroplastic-like. Gene Ontology annotation, molecular function: ribosome binding; GTP binding. NCBI's taxonomy places the organism in Eukaryota, Viridiplantae, Streptophyta, Magnoliopsida, Sapindales, Anacardiaceae. Bases 337 to 2124 code for a protein of 595 amino acids. The transcript is spliced from 13 exons. Gene Ontology annotation, cellular component: cytoplasm. The record is from RefSeq and is a predicted model, not a curated record.
AGUGGCAACUCAUUUUCAAUUUGGUUCUAGGAUUUGGAAUGACUAAUUUACCCUUUCACUGUUAUAUUACACAAUUUUCUAUGAGUUUAAAGGUGGGAAUUUGAGAUUUAUAAAACCAGGGUGGAAACUUGUCAUUUCGCUUUACCCUGGGUGGGAACAUGUCGUUUGCUCGGGAAAAAAAAAAAAUUCAGACCAAAUUAGACGAGAAGCCGAAAAGGGCAGGCCCAAACCAUCUUCUCUUGCUACAAAACCCAACACAACUGCAAUUGCUAUUUGCGCAUAGCGGUAGCCAACUGAACUGAAUUGAACUGCUGGAAAGAUCACAAACAUCUUGAAAUGUUAAGAGCAAUCUCUCUUACACGAACCCACGUGAGGUCUCUCACGCAAACUCUAAAACCCUCUCCGUUCACACGUGUUACUUCUCCAUGUUCAUCAUCUGCGUCAUACCAUUCAGAUGACAGCGACGUAGACCAGGGACAGUUAGUCGACCUCGCUACCUUCUUGAAGAGAGACCUAGAUGCCCUUCCAAGACUCUUCUUGGUCCAGCCUCGCCUCAGGCCUCCCACUCUCUUGCAAGCCAAGCUCAGCGAAGCUCUUUGUCUCGCUAACUCUCUCGAAGAACAGCGUGAUGGCUACUUUAUUACUGAUUUUUUUGAUAAAGCUCUACCACCACAUGUCGUUGUUCAAAACCCAGCUCUUAAAUCGGCCAAACCUCGUGCAGACACAUACUUUGGACCGGGGACAGUGGAAACUGUCAAAUGCCACCUAAAUGCUGCCAAGUCUAAGGAGGAAGUAGAUGCCGUUUUUGUGAAUGCCAUUUUGUCUGGAGUUCAGCAAAGGAAUUUGGAGAGGAUUUGGGGAAUACCAGUUUUCGAUCGUGUGGGUCUUAUAAUAGAGAUAUUUAAUGUUCAUGCUCAUACAAACGAGGCAAAGCUACAGGCUGAAUUAGCAGCACUUAUGUACAAGAAGAGUAGGCUUGUUCGUACACGUAGCUCUGAUGGACGCAGUACUUUUGGAGUGACUGGGGAAGCUGAAGUUGUUAGUGCUCGAGGGAGAGGAAGUGGAGGACGUGGCUUUAUCAGUGGUGCUGGAGAAACUGAACUUCAACUUCAACGGCGAAGAAUCUUAGAGCGGCGAAGUCAUUUGUUAACUCAAAUUGAAGAUGUUCGUCGUACCCGAGCUUUGCAACGAGCUGCUCGUAGGAGACAUGGGGGAUUGCAUGGUCAAGGUUUAGCCACUGUUGCUGUUGUAGGGUACACAAAUGCUGGAAAAUCUACGCUAGUUAGUUCACUGUCUGGCAUUGACCUGUAUAGAGAUCCACGAUUGUUUGCAACAUUGGAUCCUAGAUUAAAGAGUGUUUUUCUCCCUUCUGGGAGAAAAGUGCUCCUUGGUGAUACAGUGGGAUUUAUAUCAGAUUUGCCUGUGCAGUUGGUGGAUGCAUUUCAUGCAACCUUGGAAGAAGUGGUAGAAGCUGACCUACUUGUGCAUGUAUUAGACUGCACCGCCCCUAACCUUGAAGAGCAUCGGGCAGCAGUGCUGCAAGUUCUACAGCAAGUAGGAGUCUCAGAGGAGAAGGUGAAGAAUAUGAUUGAAGUCUGGAAUAAGAUUGAUUAUGAUGAUGAAGAAAUAGGUGACGAUGAAUAUCAAGAUGAUGGUGAGAUGAAUAGCUUGUCAGGAGAGGAAGAUGAAGAUUUAGCAUCUGAUUCAGUAGAUGGAGAACCCAUGGACAGUUGUGGUGCCGAUGAUGCUGACAAUAAUGAAGGGAUUGUUUCUGAGUUGUCACCCGGGGACAACCAUGGUGAUUACUCUGAUGGAUGGUUGCUCUCAGAAGAUGACCGAGAUAAUGUGGAUGAAUACUGGAAGAGUCCAGAUGACCAACAAAGUGAGCUGACUAAAAUUGACUUGACGGAAAAAGAUUCCCAAUCUCAAGAUCAACAUGCGCCAGAUGUCAAAAUAUCUGCCAUAACCGGAGUUGGCUUGCAAGAAUUGCUGCAAAUUAUUGAUGAAAGGUUGAAAAUCCUUGACAACAAGCAGAAGGCCACAAAUGUUGUGGAAAGGGAUAUCUUUCAUAAAAAAUGGAGACCCCCUCGCACAGAGGACAGUAGCAUAGCAGUUGAACUGUAGAAUGCAAUCAUGCAUUACGGGAUACACUUCUCAUUUAUACUAGUUUAGACACCAUUACCAGUGAUAAUCGAUGGACCAGUUUGUAUGGAACAAAAACUCAAAAAGAAUUGUCUAUGGACACCUUAAUAUUGGUUGCACGAAGCUGAGUGUUGUGGUGGGUGAAAUUGCUUUCUUGGAGAGAGUCAGAGAUCGAGUGCAAUAGCAGACUUUUGAAAUAAGCAUGUUAAGUUGUUGAUCAUAACCCAGUAUCCUGUAGUGUUUAGAUGUUCUUACUUUGCAGUAGAGUAAUUUUACAGUAAAUGAAUUUUGUGAAGCAGUUUUGUUUAAA